Phytomonas sp. EM1 is the source of this 666-nucleotide messenger RNA. The record is from the annotation of a GenBank genome assembly. Lineage: Eukaryota; Euglenozoa; Kinetoplastea; Trypanosomatida; Trypanosomatidae.
AUGGCCUGCACCAACGACUUUGCCGCGGAGGAUACCAAUUGGCUGAGGCACUUUGCUUCUGUGAACGCCACACAUCUAUCAGAAAGUGUCUUUUUUUGCAUUAAAUAUGAGGAUAUGCUUGACAUCUAUGCAAAGUUCGAACGCCUCCUUCAGAAGGAGGAUAGGAAGCGUCGGAAGGAUAUGGCUUUCAUAGCCCAAGCUAAGAGUAGCCACAGCGGCAGCGACGACUCCCACGCAGACUUUGAUCCAUCGUCUUCCGCCAUAGACUGCGUCUAUGUAGUGAUUCGAGAAAACCCGCUAGAAGCCCUUAAAGUGACGCAUCUCAUACAGAAAAUGUGCUCCGCAUCAUUUUCUUUCCCACCAGAACCAACCUCCUCGGCAGGCAGCGCGGCUGAUAAUGAGAAAGUGGAUGAGAAGGCAGCACUCCAACACGUUGGCUUGGCAUUUCUAAAUGCCUCCGUGUACGGCUCAGCGACGACGGCCGUAUGUCAACUUCGUCCACGUAUUUCCUUAGCGUGGUCUGGGAUUGUAUCCCCGCUUCUCUAUCUGAACAAGACGGAGCUGCUUCGUAUGCAGCAGGAGCAUGGGCAGGCUCACUUUUACCUCGCGAGCAGCUUGGAGGAUGCCGUUAGAUUUGCGACUCAGGAGGGGGAAAGCGCCCCCUAA